AGCAGUUUCAUCUUCCUCAGAAUGUGCUGUCACGAGACAAUUUUUACAUAACAUCUUCCUUCUUCCGCAAAAGCUGAAAAGAAAAAAGGCUUCUUCAAAGAUGUCUUGUACCAGCGAAACGGUAAUUCUAUCGACAGAGUCGAAUCUAAGCUUGCUGUUUGCGAAUUGUUCGAUGUGUAGCGAAUCAGCACUCGUUUCACAUUUGGUGGGUCAGUUGAUGAAGAUAUACAAUGUCGCUCGCAGUGUGCCCAUUUCUAGACUGGCUUUUGGAGGAACAUCAUCUUUAACCUCUAAGUUACUUAGCCUAGCAAAUCAGUCGCUGCUGAAGGGUUGCGGAUUACAUCUUCAAGGCAGAAUAACCACAGAAAGUCUUGACUCAAAACCCUGUUGCUUUGAAGUCACCGCUGAAAAAAUUUUGUCCUUUGGAAGAACGCAAUUACAGCAAAUAUUUGGCGAAAAUAACUCAACUAGCUCAAGUGAAUGUGAGGUUUUAAGGAUUUGCGAGUCAGCCUUGAGUUUACCGCUAAGCAACUGUUUCUCUGACACAAGUACUGGAUGCACUUCAAUUGGUGUCUGUGAAAACGGAGACAGCAUUUCUCGUGCAUUGUGGCAUGCUGCAGAGGAAAGAUGGAAGGAUGCAACAGAUAUGCUUUCCGAUUAUACACCGGAUAAAAUUCUUCAUACUGUGGUAGAGGUACAGCAGUUUAAAUCUGUUUUACAUGGAUGCAAUUUUUUUUAAAAGGCAACCCCAAGACCUUCUCUUUGUGGCCUCUUUUGAGAUGAAGAGGGCACGAUUAAAGGCGUCAAGCUUUCCGCACAAGCCCCAUACUUCAUUAUGCAUACAGUUCUUGGGUAAUGAAAACAAUGGCAAAAACAAUAGAUUAUCUUUGGGACUAUGGCUUUGUUUUGGAAUAGUUUGGGUUUUACAGAAAUCUUUCAGUGCACAUGGCAUUUAUGCAAAUCAGAGAAGAUUAAAAAGAAAAAAAAAAGCAAUUGUAAACUAAUAUGUAAAGAAAAGGAAAUCAUCCAUGGGUGAGAGGGGUAUAAAGCAGGGCUAAAAUCAACCCUUAAGAAACACCCUGUGGGUCCCCUGAAACAAAAUGAAAGCCACAAAAUCUCAUUUUCCACUUGCAAACCUCAGAAUUACCCAAAGGAAAGCCACCAUGAAAGAAAAGAGUAGACUGAAAUAAAAAAAAUUGUUUUGUGUUAAAUUGGGUUGUGUUAAAUCACUCAGAUUUAGCUCCUUACACUUAAAUUCUCAUGAUUUCUGAGUGACCAAGACAGAACUUCUCCUUACAAUAUUAAUACAAUGCAAGCAGAAAAGUAACGAGAAUAAAGAAAAGAUCAAUUAGAGGAUUACUAGUCUAUCAAAUUCCAAAUUCUCCAGACUAACAUCAUAAGAACUGUAUGGCAGACAGUAAGGAGAAUUGCUAAAUAACGAGAUCUUGAGAGUGAAAGGGUUAAAAAAUAAGAUUAUCAGACCCAGAGAAAACAUUAAGAAACAAAGUUAUAUACCAAAACCUUUACUUGGUAUUAUCAUAGAACCAAAUUGUAAUGUUUUUGUCUUGCAGCUGGCACAAGACAGAGUGAAUGAAUUAAUCACCAACAACUGUUUAGUUUCUCAACUUUCUGAAGCUGGAGAUUUUCUGAUGUCAACUACCCAAUGUCUUAAAACUGAGGCUGAAGUGUUUUCACAGCUGUUGAAUGAAACACAAGAGCAUGCUCUUGCUGGCAUGACAGAGUUAUGGAAUGUAAUGAAUGAAUAUGGCCAUCUGGCUUGUGAUGGAAUGGAGCUGUUCUCACAGUACAUUUGGAAUACACUGCCUGAGUUUUAUGAACCAGCUUUGCUGGAUGUAAACUUGUUCAACAUAGAUGAUGAAGAUUUUUUCUUUGUGGCAGAGGAACCAAUGCCGAGACGUAGAAGAUCAAUGUUGUAUAUUGGUUCACGAUGAUCAAUAUGGAUGACAUCUAAUACUGAGUUGUGCAGUGGGAUGACUAUGGCACAGGAAGUUUGCCUCAUAAUCUGGUACCAGUAAUCAUAGUGUGCCAAAACUUGGAUCACUGUAUACUUGAUUAGCCUUGUGGCAAUUGAAUUAAAUCUCUAGCAUUCCUUGUUGAAACAUUUGUUUAAGGUCAUUGCUUUUUUUCCAUAUUAUGAAAAUCUGAAAUCUGGAGAUGUAUAAUAAUAUAUAGACCUAUGUACAUAGAAAAGUAUAUUGCCGAGAUGGCUGAUUAUUGCACUCUACAACUUCUGUUCUAAAGAAGCAUAUGUUUAUAUUUGAAUUUUGUACUGCAAACAUCUUAGAUGCACGAUGUGUAUACUUGUUUCUGAUGUUUAGUAGGUUAUGCUAGAUGCCUACCUGUACUGCUGUAAGGUUUGGUGAAUCUAUAAUAUGUGUAAUAGUAUUGAUAGUUGUAAGUAGUGUCAGAUAUGGUGUAUUGAAAAGAAUAUUAGACACAGUUGACAAUUCUAGAUUCAAAUUGGAUUCAGAAUUUGUAAUUUGGGCAAGGGAAAUUGAGCAGGUUUCACUUAAGGUCUGGAUUUUAAAGGGCGUCUUUGCCUGAAAAUCUUGUUGGGUAUAUCUUAGUUUUAAUAUGAGCAGUGGGAUUGUAUUAAUGCAUUUAAUUUGAGCUUAACGCAGCAGUAGUGAGAGUGAUCGUAUAUUGUAACUAGCCUAAACUAAUGAUUGUCUAUUGUAAGGAAAGUUUGAUGCAAGCACAGUAAUGAAAAAGAGUAAAUAAUAAUGGAAAGAGUGAAAGAGGGAUGCACCCUUGUAAUAAAAGUAACAAGCUGAA
Pocillopora meandrina is the source of this 2796-nucleotide messenger RNA. Lineage: Eukaryota; Metazoa; Cnidaria; Anthozoa; Scleractinia; Pocilloporidae. The record is from the annotation of a GenBank genome assembly.